CUUGUCUGCAUUGAUAACAGGAAAGAAGAACUGGAAUUGAUGGUUGUGGAGUGGAAUUUAAGAAGGGGUUUUGUGAAGAGAAGAAGAACUGGGUGGAGGAGCAGGUGAUCGAAGGAGGAAGACUAUGGGCCGCUCUUCAGUGUGGAUCUUUCUACUGUCCCUUUCUCUCUCUCAUCAAAGCGUCACAGCACAAGCUGAAGCAUGCAGGACGGUGGUGCAGGCAGACAUAGUGUUUCUGGUGGAUGAGUCAUGGAGUGUGGGCCAGACCAGCUUCACCAGAGUCAAAGAGUUCAUCUCAACCAUCGUCUCCUCCUACCAGGAUAGUGUGAUGGGCAAUGAGGGGGUCCGCUUCGGAGUCACUGUCUUUGGCGAUGUGCCAAGGAUGCAGAUUGCUUUGACAGACUACAGCUCACUGAAGGAGGUUCUCAGAGCCAUCAAAGACCUCCCCUAUGAGGGGGGAUCCAGGAGGAUUGGCGAUGCCCUCCAGUUUCUGGUUGACCCCGUGUUUAGCCCCGUCAUGAGUCGAGACCAUACCCCAAAGAUCGUUGUCAUGAUCACAAACGGACGUUCGGACGACCAGGUCGACGCCGCAGCCAGAGCUGUAGCUGACAAUGGGAUUUCUCUCUUUGCAAUAGGUGUUAAGGGAGCUGAUGAGUCAGAGCUGAGGAGGAUUGUGUCAGAGCCACAUGAGAAGCACCUAUUACUGGGCACUGACUACGCUCUCCUUCAAACCAUCCUUCCCAAACUGUCACGCAGAGUGUGUUUUACCGCCUCAGAACCACCCCUUCCUGUGAAAACAUCCCCGCCUGUUGAAGAACGUGUGGUGGGUCCCAGAGACCUGCAAGUUAGCGAGUUGGCCCACAGUUCCCUCAGACUGACAUGGAGCGAGGCCACAGGCGACAUCACCGGAUAUCGUCUCCUAGUCGACCCUCUUGGCUCCAGUGGACACCUGCCCCCACAACAGAGACAAGUUGAUCUGAAGGCAGAUGUUAGCACAGCAGUGGUGACGGAGCUGACUCCUACAACCGACUAUUCCCUCACUGUCUACGCCAUCUACCCCAGCCUCAUAGGAGACUCUGCAACAAUCACCGUCCAGACAACCCCUUUGCCUCAGGUGUCAAACUUCCGUGUUAUUGAGGAGGGCCUGUUCUCUCUGCGCCUGGGCUGGACGCAUCCUCUAGGGAAGCUCAACGGAUUCAAGAUCUUCAUCCCAAGAUCCAACCGACCAGGAUUUACUUAUGAGAACUUGCUUCCUGGAGACACCUCUUCUCACGUGAUUGACAGCCUGGAGGAGGAUAAGAAGUAUACCAUCAGUAUUUAUGCCAUUUACCCCCAAGGACAAAGUGAAACGGUUUCAAUAGUGGGCAAGACAUUAAAGCUGGUUCAAGUUCAGAAGUUCCUGGUCCAAAACGCCACCACAGACACCGUCCAGGCGAGGUGGGCAUCAGUUAAGGGUGCCACAGGAUACCGUCUGACAUGGGAAUCCCCAGACCGCCACAUAGAGAGCAUAAACCUUGGGGACAACUUUAACUUCUACAUGAUCCUGGGCCUCCACUCAGCCUCUGAGUACACCAUCACCAUCAACCCCAUCUUUGGAGACAUCGAGGGGCCCAUCACCUCCACCAAAUUGAAGACAUUGGAAAGCAGCUCAGUACAAACUGUGAAGGUGUCUGCUGUGAGCACCAGUACUGCUGUCAUCUCAUGGAACAGCGUCCCAGGAGCCACAGGAUACAGACUGGCCUGGGGACCCACCCCAGAGUUUGUUGGUCGGGACCGUCCCAGGCAGUUGGCCCUGAAUGGUAGCACCACGGAGUACCAGCUGAGGAAUGUAGCGCAUGAUACUGAGUACGUCCUGUCUCUCUAUGUGCUGUUUGGACCUGUGAUGGGACCCGGUAUCAGUGCUACCUUCAAAACUUCUCCUUUGGGCUAUGUGUCCAACUUCAAGGUGUCGUCAUACACCAGUACCUCCGUAGAUGUAGAGUGGAGUCCGAUUGUUGGAGCUACUGAGUACAAACUCUCUUGGAACACCGGUGAUAGCAGCCCUCAGUCCCAUUACCUGGAUCGCGGUGUUCUUUUCCAUCGUAUGGAAGACCUGAACCCACAGUCCACCUACACGAUCACCAUCUGUGCAGUUUAUGGCAACUCAGAGGGACCAGAAAUCUCCUUAUCUCAGCUCACAGCUGCUGUCUCAGGCUCACAGCCAAUCCAGGCAGUGAGGGAAGUGAAGGUUGUGGACAUCGGAGUCAACUCUUUCACCCUGUCGUGGAGGAAAACAUCAGGGGCAUCUGGGUACAAAAUCUCCUGGAUCCCCUUCCUCGGGGGUGAUGAGAAGUCCCAGGUGGUAUCUGCUGCUUCCACCACCUACACCAUCAACAAGCUGCGGGAGAGCUCGGCUUAUAAGAUCCAGGUGUCCUCCAUGGUGGGCAAUAAGGAGGGAAGCCCAGUCCUGCUCACUGCACGCACCUUGGAUCUUCCAAAAGUAAAUGGCUUUGCUGCUCUGAACACCACAGACAGCAGCACUGUUCUGAACUGGACACGUGUGGCUGCUGUGUCUGGAUACCUUCUCUCCUGGAGGCACAUCUCAGUGUUGGAGACUAAAACAGAGACCCUGGGCCCUGGUUUCAGCUCCUAUAAGAUCAGGGAUUUGCUGUAUGGAAGAACUUAUAUUUUUAGCAUCAGACCUUUGUAUGGAGAAGUGGAGGGGCCUAUAAGCACCGUGUAUCAGAGAAUAUUGGGACAGGAACGCCCGGUGGUAACAGUCCAGUCUGUGCCAGCCACAGUCGCCCCUCGUAUCACGACCGCCUCCAUCGCCGACACUACCAUCACUCGCACAGUCGCGAGGACCACCCGGCACCCCAUCGCUGUGCCACCAACUAAAUCCAUAACCACCAAGAAGCCUCCAGGUCAGCCAAGUGUCCCUGUAGCAAAAGCAGCAGAAGUCCCCUCUCUUCGAUUGCCCACACUCCGUGCAGAGACAACAGCUCCGCCAGGACCAGUGUGUGGUAAGACCAAAGCAGACAUAGUAUUCCUUGUGGAUGAGUCCUCCAGCAUCGGUGUCAACAACUUCAUCAAGAUGGAAGACUUCAUAUUCCGGGUGGCCACUUACUUCCCUGUCAUUGGUCCUCAGGGCACACAGAUAGCCGUGGUUCAUUACAGCGAUGAGCCUCGAAUUGAAUUCCGUCUACAUGACUAUAAAGACAGAAACUCUGUGCUCAGGGCGCUCAGAGCACUACGUUAUGGAGGAGGCAACACCAAAACAGGAAAAGGCAUCAGCUACGUUCUGCAGGAACUGUUCCAGGAGUCUCUGGGGAUGAGGCAGGAUGUGGCCCAUGUUCUGGUUCUGAUUACGGAUGGCAGGGCCCAGGAUGACGUGCUGCCACCCUCCAGAAUUGCACGUGCUCUGGGUGUCAGUGUCCUGGCAGUUGGAGUUUCUAAUGCAGACAUCGAGGAGCUGAAUAAGAUAGCUGCACCCACCAGCUACAAAAACAUCUUCUACUCACCAACCUUUGAUGACUUCCCUUCCAUAGAGAGAGAAUUUAUCAAUAUCAUCUGCAGUGAGGAGGUCCUCUCCGAGUUCAAACUUAACGAUGAGUCCGCUCAGUUGGACACCCCGACUGAGGACCCAGAGGAGUUGCUUAAGCCUCAGGGUCCCUGCUCCUCCCAGUGUGUGAAGGGUCAGAAAGGGGAAAGGGGAGAUGGUUCUGGUCUCGGCGGUCUGAGAUUUCAGCAAAGCCCUGGACAGUAUGAUCCUUUUACUUCUUCCAAAGGAGAGAGGGGAGAAAGGGGGCCUCCUGCAACAGAUGGUAUACCUGGAUUGCCAGGACGACCAGGGAGACCCGGAUCCCCAGGUUCGGCCGGCCAACGGGGCCCUCAAGGCCUACUCGGUGAUAUGGGUCUACCUGGACUCACUGGUUCAAAGGGACAGAGAGGAGACAGAGGAGAGCCUGGAUACGUUAUAGCUGGCGCAGAUGCAAAUUUCGUUCCUGGUCGAAAAGGAGAGCCAGGAUCGUCAGGUCCCCAGGGGCCUCCUGGCGUAUCGGGGGUCAAUGGAGCUCCAGGCCUACCUGGCCAGUCAGGACCAGCAGGCUCACCAGGAAUAUCUGUUAAGGGAGAUCCUGGGGAGCUGGGAGCAAAAGGCUUACGUGGGAAGCAGGGUGUGAAAGGAGACAAAGGAGAGUCGGGAAGAGAUGGUAUUGCAGGUUUGCCUGGUCCCAUUGGCAUUGAUGGGGUGCUAGGAUUACCAGGCCAGAAAGGGGAGAUGGGUCAAGAGGGAAUUGGUGUACAAGGUAUUCAAGGUCUUCGUGGAGAGCCGGGAGAGAAGGGAUAUAUUGGUUUAACAGGAACAGCUGGCCCAAAGGGUGAUCGUGGAGAGCAGGGCCUCCAAGGAAUCAUCGGACUUCGGGGGAAGAAGGGAUUCAAUGGGGAGCAAGGGGUCAAGGGAGAACGAGGAGAGAUGGGACCGAUAGGAACACAAGGACCCACAGGACUGACGGGGCCAUUGGGGUUAAAAGGAGACGAGGGUCCAAGGGGAGCCGCUGGAGAUCCUGCCAAGGGUAUAAUUGGCCCAACUGGAAAAAAGGGUGCCAGGGGAGACAUUGGUCCAGUCGGCGCCACGGGCCCCCAGGGAAUAAAGGGUGAACAAGGAGACAAAGGAGACAAGGGAAGUCCUGGUUUUGGGAUUCCAGGACAGCGGGGACCAAAGGGAGAAAAUGGCGAGAGGGGAAAUGUUGGUUUGUCUGGAAAACCAGGACCCAAAGGGCGCGAUGCCUCUAAAGGUGACAAAGGCACCAUUGGGUUAGCCGGCAAUCCUGGAGAAGCAGGAUUAAGAGGUAAAGAUGGUGCACCUGGAACUGGAGAACAAGGAACUAAGGGAGAGCAAGGAUCACCUGGAGAGCCUGGUGACAGAGGAAUUAGGGGUCCACUGGGGUUACCAGGUCGACCAGGGGACCCAGGAGGCAAAGGAGACACUGGGACGUCUGGCCUGUCUGGUACUGAUGGAAAGAAAGGCGACAAAGGGGAGCAAGGAAAACCUGGACCUCCGGGAGGACAAAUUGUUGCAGACAACAACAUAAUGACCAGAAUUAUUAAGGGUGAACCAGGAGAGCCUGGUCAGCCUGGUUUGAGAGGAGAAACGGGUCUGCUUGGACCAAGAGGUCCAGAGGGGAAACCUGGACAACCAGGACCAUCUCUGGGUGGUUCUGCAAGAAAUGGACUUGAUGGUUUAUCAGGGACACCUGGAGUGAAGGGUGACCAGGGGAAAAAAGGAGAGUCUGGUCUGAGGGGAGAUAAAGGAGAUCAAGGACGGGCUGGGAUUGCUGGAAUGCCUGGUUUACCUGGAACUCCAGGGAGACCUGGCAUUGACGGCAAGAGAGGCCUGUCAGGAAAAGAUGGAGAGCGAGCACCGAAAGGAGAUGACGGCGAAAAGGGGGGCCAUGGAGACACGGGUGCAAAUGGUAAAGAUGGCAGUAAGGGGGAACCAGGACCUCCAGGUCUGCCUGGUAGGCAGGUGCUUGUCACAUCCGAGGGCGCCUCCAUUGAUGACAUCCGAGAAGCAUUUCCAAUCCCAAUGGGUCCUCCAGGAGCUACUGGUGAUAAAGGAGAAACGGGCCUGAAAGGAAACACGGGUGAUGCUGGAGCUCCAGGGAAAUCUACUGAGAUGAAGGACAUUGAAGUGAUGUUUGAAGCCUACGGUAUAAGGCUGCCUUUGCUGAAGGCUUUGAUUGACAGGCUGCUGCAGGAUGGAAUAGAGGAUCUGCUUCAUGUGCUUCGCAACUCCAAGAAAACAAAAGAAAACACAGAAACUCACACCUCCAACGUCAUCACUGAGUUCACAAAUUCAGUGAAGUUUGACCUCACCAGCCAGCCGCUGAAAGAGUUGGACACCAUUGAGAACCCUGAUUUAGAUGGACCGCUUCCAGAGUCUUUGACAGUUGACCCUUCAAGUGAAACUGCAGAGGGUCCGACUUUAUGGACCGGGUCCACCCUGAACGGGGAGCGGGAGCUCGACAGGAUUCACAUCAAGUUAAAGGGCUCCAGAGAAAAGGAGAUGGUGGAUGGGAACAGUGGAGGCAUAUCUUCCCUCAAAAUGAAUCUGACACUGGUCAACUCGACGUUCAAUUAUACUGCGACACAGGAGACGGUUUCAGGGUUGCCAGAAACUGUGGCGGAGACUGUCCUCCUCGCUCAGGAAGACUCCCUGAAGAAGAACUCGGGACAAAAGAAGAAGAACAGGGAACGUGGGAAGGGCAAAGGAAAUAAAAGACGACAUAAGAGGCAGAGACAACGCCUGACAAGUGAUGAGGACAAGCAAGAAGAAGAAGAAGAAGAAGAAGAAGAAGAAGAGGAGUUUUAUAACAGCGAAGACUACAGUUAUGAAUACGAGGAAGAACUUUCCCCAAGUGACUCUUCAGUUUCUAAGGAGAGGAAAGACAACAGACAGGAGGAACAAUUACCCACACACAGUCCUGCUCAGUUACAAACAACGGCGGGAGCCUCCAGUCAUCCUCUAACACCCUCCACAGACAGACAAAUAGAUGCACAGGUUCUCUUGACAACCACACAGCCACUAUCUCAACCCACGGGUGGUAUAGAAAAGGAUGAAGUGUCACUGCCUACACCUCCCAUCACCACAGAAGAAGCAGACAAGGUGCCUCGAUUCCAAAUCAGGGUGAAGAAAAGCGCGCCUUGGCCCGACACCAUGGUGUUCAUGCCAGGUGCCCCAGGUGGAAGAAGGCAUUUCAAGGAGGCACAAAAACAUCUGUCCUCUGGAGCUCAAGGUUACAACAGCUGGAAUCAAAAGAUGCAAGAAAACUCUGACCUCCAAACACAUUCCAGGAGGCAGAUGCAAGAGCGGAGGGAGAGGCAGCGACACAGUGAUGCAGAAAGAGAGAUUUAUACAGGAGCACGAGGAGGAGAGGAAGCGACUGAAGUAGAAAAAGUGGAGGAGUGGGAAAUGGAAAAAGAGAAAGGAGUAGAGACAGAUGGAAUUGCAGAAACAGGACCUGGUCCUGUCUAUGGGGAGGAGGAGAGGAGUGGAGACUACGACUGGGAGACGGAGGAGGACGUCGAUCGAGAGAGAGGAGGAGAGGAGGAG
Molecule: messenger RNA, 7093 nt
Organism: Anarrhichthys ocellatus (wolf-eel)
Lineage: Eukaryota; Metazoa; Chordata; Actinopteri; Perciformes; Anarhichadidae
Gene: col7a1l
Product: collagen type VII alpha 1-like
Exons: 81
Molecular function (GO): protein binding
Source: RefSeq, a predicted model, not a curated record